CACAGCAGCGGGGAUCCGCAAAGAGAGAAGCAGGACGCGAGCGCUCCUCAUUUUUAACUACAUACUGAACAAGGCAAGUUUAUUUACCCUGUGGCCAUUCUGUUGCAUGCGUUACAUCGGAAGGCUUCCCAAAUUCUAUGCUCUAAGGAAAUCAAACGGAUCGCCAUGGACGGGUGCGCGCAGAUGUGUAAAUGUUUCCUGAUCCUGUUUAACGUUCUAUUUGCACUGGUGGGCUUCGGUCUGGUGGCUCUGGGAAUGUGGCUUCGGUUCGGUGCAGAGACCCGAGGAUUCUUCGACAUUGACCUGAACACAGCUCAGUUCAACAUCGGAGUGACCGUGCUAGUGGUCACCGGCGUCCUGAUGCUGCUGGUGGCCAUCAUCGGUGACUGUGGAGCCUGCAACAACAGCAAAUCAGCUCUCGCAGUGUUUUCUGGCCUGCUGUCCUUUCUGAUCAUCAUUGAAAUCGCAGCCGGCGUGAUGGCGUUCAUGUGGCACGACCAGGUUUCAGAUGAGUUGGUUAAAUUCUACACCACCAUCUACGCUCAGUAUCUGAACACCAGAAGUCCCGGUCAAGCGGUCACCCUCAAAUUAUUCCACAACGCUUUCGACUGCUGUGGCAUCGGGGGAACGAUUGAGAUGUUUGUGCGAGACACCUGUCCAGACGGCAACUUGCUGAAGCAGCUCACCUAUUCUAGCUGUCCCGGCAUGAUCCACAACGCCUUCAACUCCAACGCUCCACUGGUGCUGGGAGGAUUUCUGGGGAUGGCAGGAAUCAUGACGCUGGCACUGAUCUGCAGCUGUGUUCUCAGAAGACAUGACUCGGUGUCUCAUGCAUCUCCUCCUGCGUACCUGCUCCUCAGCUCUCCACCCGCCGCCGCAGCCGCCGCUCCAGAUGCCCGACUCAUCAUAUAACCCCUCUCUCUUUCUCUCUUUCUCUCUCUCUGCUCGACAGCUGCUGGCGCUCAUCUGCAGCUCUGUGCUCUGUAGUAGCCUCAAGACGUCUUUCUACUCUUCUCCAUCCAUCUACUGAGCCUCCACUCGUCUGUCUGACGGACGGAUGACUUUGGUCAAAGGUCAAGGGAAUCACAUAUGUGUGUCUGAACUGCACCAUUUUAACAUUUCUGUUCAACUCUUCAAUCUAAACUGCAGCAAAUUAAAGUCAAACGGGUUUCUCCUGGCAUCUCCUGUAGUUUGUAAUGCUUUGUUUAAUUUAUCAUGAUACAUGAUAAAGCUCAAUGUCAGGUCUUAUUUUACUGCUUUAAUGUUAGUGAUUUGCAACUCUGUUACUCGCUGUCUGUUACAAUGUUGUCCUGAAUAUUUCAUUCUCUUGCUGUAUGACUGAAAUCUGUAUGUUUUACGUUUAUUUUUUCCAAUGACAUUAAAGAAACAUUCCCAUA
Puntigrus tetrazona (Sumatra barb) is the source of this 1397-nucleotide messenger RNA. RefSeq lists its product as uncharacterized. NCBI's taxonomy places the organism in Eukaryota, Metazoa, Chordata, Actinopteri, Cypriniformes, Cyprinidae. The record is from RefSeq and is a predicted model, not a curated record. Gene Ontology annotation, cellular component: membrane. The coding region runs from base 166 to 912 and encodes 248 amino acids. The transcript has 9 exons.